This is a messenger RNA of Cuscuta campestris, 4720 nucleotides long. Lineage: Eukaryota; Viridiplantae; Streptophyta; Magnoliopsida; Solanales; Convolvulaceae. The record is from the annotation of a GenBank genome assembly.
AUCUAUAUUCGUUCCACGAACUUCCAAUUAUGGUUGGUUAUCAAAAACGGGGAAGAGGUACCGAUGAAGAAAGUCGAAGACAAGUUGAUCCCCAAGACCGAAGACGAGUUUGAUGCCGAGGACAUCAAAAAGGUCGAGAAUUAUGCAAAAGCAAUAAACAUGCUUUAUUGUGCCGUAAAUCCUGAUGACUACCGCAAGAUCUCUUGCUGCUCAACCGCCAAAGAGAUGUGGGAUAAACUUGAGGUGACGUACGAAGGAAGGGACCAAGUACGUGAAGCCAAGAUUGGCUUCCUCACCCAAGAAUAUGAAAUGUUCAGGAUGAAGGAGCAUGAGAAGAUUGACGACAUGUUAGACCGAUUUUCCAAGAUAGUCAACGAUCUUCAUGCAUUAAAGAAGACGUACACCGACAGGGAUCUUGUGCAAAAAAUCCUACGGAGCUUGACAUCCGAAUGGCGAUCCAAGGCCGAUGUCAUCUAUGAAUCAAUCGGCACAUCAAAUGUCACCAUCGAUGGCCUAAGAGGUAAUCUAAAAACCUAUGAAUCGACUAUUUUUAAUCCGUCUUUGAAUGACCAAAGGAAAGGGAUAACACUAAAAGCCGUCAAAGAAUCAACGAUGGAUGAUUCAAGUGUCGAUGAUGAAGUAAAGCUUGUCAUGAAGAAGUUCUGCAAACUUCUAAGAAAGAAAGAAAAGGUUGAGGAUGGCCCUGUGUGUUAUGGAUGUGGAGAAGCCGGGCACAUCAAGAACAAAUGCCCGAAAAGCGGAAGGAAUGCUCGACACUUCAAAAGGCAAAAGGCGUAUAUCUCUUGGGGUGGAGACUCCGGCGACGAGUCCACCGACCAAGAUGAGGAUGAAGUUGCCAACCUCUGUCUCAUGGCACACGAAGACCAAACCGACGAUGUACAAGAGAAGAAAUCCUCCACGACGACGAUGGUGCAAACACGCAGCAACGCCAACGUAGGUACCGGAGUUCCCCAACAGGGGGAGAACAGCGCCACCGGAGGUCGGCACCCCCCCAUCACCACCGGGGAGGCUGAGGCACUCAUUCAGAGGGUUGGGAUCACGGCCGAACAAUUCAAGGAGGUGCUGGCCGCACUUGCGCCCAACCGCGAGGUUGUGGUAGGAGAUGUGGCUGGGGGACCCAUAGGCGAGAAGGCUGGACCUGCGGGCUCCCAAGGAAAAAAAAGAAAGCUGGAAGAAGAGGACGAGUCGUCCUCCUUCGAGCGGAUGUCUGCUUUUGACCGUUUGGGAGAUCCCAAGUCGAAGAAACCUCGGACCUCUGCGUUCGAAAGGCUGCAGGACACUCGGUCGGCCCGAAAAGGCGACUUGAGAGACGCGCUCAAGGAGAAGAGAGGGGAGUCCACAGCGACCUCCAAGAACCCGUAUCACCAGGCGGUCUUCAGUGAGGUAACGCCCUUCUCCAGAAGGAUAAUGUCCUGCCCCCUCCCAGAUAAUUUCAAGACUCCCCAGAUCAAGGCAUACAACGGGACGACCGAUCCCCAAGACCACCUCGCUCGCUUCGGGGCCAACGUGGUCAUGUACGCAUAUCCAGAAGAAAUCAAGUGUCGGUGUUUCCUUGCGACACUGGAAGGGCAGGCUUGUGAGUGGUUUCACAAGUUACCCAAGGGGUCGAUAGAUAAGUGGGGCGACCUGGCCCACAAGUUCUUGGAGCACUUCGCAUCCAGCCAGAGACAAAAGCUCCCCUUCUCGCAUUUGCUCAAUGUGAAGAUCCGGAAGGGGGAACAGCUCCGGGAGUUCAUUAAUAGGUGGGAGAUGGAGGCUAGGGAUGUCCAAGGGGCGGACGACCAAGCCCUGAUCGCCAUGCUCCAAGCUGCACUCCCCCAAGGGGAUGUGCGUAAGGAGCUGCGACGGAAUCCUCUCUCGACCUAUCAAGAGAUGUUGGCCAGGGCGAAGUACCUGGCGCUGGAAGAGGAAGAUGAUGAGCCACCAGUCCAGAAGGAGAAGAAAAGCGGGCCACCGGUGGCAGAAGGAAAGAAAAGGAAGGAUUAUGGUAAGGGGCCGAACCCCACUGGGUAUCAUGCGAACAGGCAUCCCGUCCACGCGGUACAGUCGUUGCCGGCCCCUCCUCAUGGUCGGGAAAGCUAUGGUGUGCAAGAUGCACCCAAAUACUGCGAGUACAACCGUAACAGCACCCAUAACACGUCGGAGUGCGUUACGUUGAAGAAGGAGAUCGAUCAGCUGAUUGCUAGAGGGCCACCUCCUCGGUCAGAGCGACCGUCCACAAGUAACCGGACCUGGAGGAGACCGCCAUCCCCCACGGCAGCGAUCACAGCAGGAGAGGGGCAAGAAGAUGGACGGCGGCACCUAGGGCGAGAUUGUGAUGACCUAGAUGAGGAGGAGAGGCAAGGUCGCCGACACCUGGGGUGUCGGUUCAUCAUGGGAGGAAACACUGGGGGAGAUUCGGUAUCCUCCCGGAAGAAGUGGAAAAACAUAGUGUACCUGGCCGAGACCUUAGUCGAUACGGGCAACUCGGUCAACGUAAUGUACAGCAACACCUUUAAGGAGUUGGGAUUGUCCCGAAGCGACCUAAAGCUAAUCCAUACGCCGCUGUCAGGAUUUACAGGGGAUACUAUCGAAGCAGAAGGAACUAUCACGGUAAAGGCCGGGGUAGGAGAUGGCACCCACCGACUCUGGGUCGACAUGGAGUUUAUGGUAGUACAGCUCGACUGUGCACACCAUCUGAUUCUGGGACGACCAGGGUUGGAGGACCUGGAGUGCGUAAUCUCCCCCGUCCACUUAUGCCUAAAGUUUAACACUCCCAUAGGGGUGGGGGUAGCAAAGGGGAACCAGAGCCUGUCACGGUCCUGCUACGUCAGGGCGACCAAAAGCCAAGCCCGAGUCGACGAGAAUGUGAGCACGAUCUGUGCGGCGAUCCAGAAGGAGGAGGGGCGACCCCGAGCUGAGCCGGCGGAAGAGGUCGAGGAAGUUUCUUUGGACCCGGUUGAGCCAGAGCGGAAGGUGAAGGUAGGCAAAACCUUACCGCUUGAAUUAAAGGAGCAGUUAUUGGAGGUCCUCCGAGCAUUCAAGGGGAAUUGGUGGACCGUGUACACCGAUGGGUCGUCCGCGACUGAUGCUUCGGGGGGAGGUGUCGUGGCGAUAUCUCCGGAAGGGUUCAAGGCAUACUACUCCGUGAGAUUCCGGUUUAAAGUCUCGAACAAUGAGGCUGAAUAUGAGGCACUGCUUUGCGGCUUGAGGUUGGCAGCCUCAUUAAAAGCUGAGCGAAUCCAAGUCCGGUGCGAUUCCAAGCUAGUGGAAGAAGAGUUGCUCGAGCCAAGCAUCAGUCCCGGACAAGUGCUGAUCAUCACACUCAGAGAGAAGCCGGAUUGGAUUGACGAGAUUACCAUGUACAUCCUUGACGGGUCGCUACUUAUCGACCCAAUCGCGGCAAAGGUGGUGAAGCGACGUGCACCCAGCUACACGCUGGAGUGCGGUCGGCUGUAUAAGCGAUUGUACAAUGGUACAUUGUUGAGGUGCUUAAGAACGGGCGAGGCACAGAAGUUAAUGGAGGAAAUCCAUGAGGGAAUAUGUUCAGCACAUCAGGGAGCCUUCACGAUGUCCAGGAAGGUGACCCUACAAGGAUACUUUUGGCCAACAAUUAUCAGAGAUUGCGCAGAGUAUGUGCGCAAAUGCAAGGUUUGCCAGGAAUUCCAGAGGAUGCCAGGGCGACCGGCGACGAAUUAUACCCCGAUAAGCACAGCGAUUCCUUUUGCCCGGUGGGGCAUCGAUCUGGUCGGUAUUUUGCCUCGGGGGACGGGGAACAACACAUACCUGGUGGUCGCGAUCGACUACUUCACCAAGUGGGUCGAGGCCGCCCCCGUGCCAACCAUCACUGCGGAACAGAUGACGAAGUUCGUUUCCAAGCAAAUCUUGUGCCGAUUUGGGGUGCCCCAGCAGAUCAUCACAGACAACGGAACCCAAUUCGAGGCCGGAGGGUUCAAUGAGUUUCUACAGAGCUGGGGGCAUAAAACACAGCUAUGCAGCGGUCGGGUACCCACAAACCAAUGGGCAGGUAGAGAACACCAAUCGUACCAUCAUGGAUGGCCUCAAGAAGAAGAUAAUGGAAUGCAAAAGUGCCUGGGUGGAAGAAGUGCCCUAUAUUUUGUGGACCUACAGAACUACCCCAAGGAAGGCAACAGAGUAGAGACAUUUGAUGCUCAAGGAAAUGAGGAGAACCUGAGGGCGGAGCUGCACCUCAUUGAUGAGCGAAGGGAAAGGGCAUAUAUGCGGGCAGAAAACUACCGCCGGCAGGUCAAGUCAUAUCACGACCAGCGGGUGCGACCAAGGCAGUUCAAGAUGGGCGACUGGGUCCUUCGGAAGAGGGAGGUCAGCCGGCCGACCGAUGGAGGAAAGUUUGCUAAAAGCUUCGAGGGGCCAUAUAUCAUAAAGGAGGUGUUGGCUGAUGGGACAUUUAGAUUGCAGACUCCAACCGGUGGCGACGUUCCGCGAGUAUGGAAUGCCGCCAACCUUAUUAAAUUUUAUCAAUAGAUUGUAUUCCAGCCAUGUCUUUUCUUGAGAUUUAAUAAAUCCAGCUCUCUGGCACAUCUUGUCUCCAAUUCUCGAAAAAAAAAAGGAGCGACCACAAGAGAUCGCUAAAAUUGCACGGUGAUUCGUGCUAAGACACCCAGUAAUGGGUGAAGCGUCGAACCCGGUCAAGCGACCAAGGUUGAAGACGACGCCGUGGCAAGAAAGUCUGGGAGAACGG